Anolis carolinensis (green anole) is the source of this 3244-nucleotide messenger RNA. RefSeq names its product neuregulin 4 (gene nrg4). Lineage: Eukaryota; Metazoa; Chordata; Lepidosauria; Squamata; Anolidae. Bases 674 to 1021 code for a protein of 115 amino acids. Gene Ontology annotation, biological process: epidermal growth factor receptor signaling pathway; positive regulation of cell population proliferation; positive regulation of mitotic nuclear division. The record is from RefSeq and is a predicted model, not a curated record. Gene Ontology annotation, molecular function: epidermal growth factor receptor binding; growth factor activity. The transcript has 8 exons.
AACAAGCGCUAAAGAUAGUGUCGUGGAGACAUAAAUCACACUUAGGCAACAGCUUUUCCUAAAGGCACUUGCACAGAUCUGAUCAAACCACUUACGGGAACAGGCCUGGGAGAUAAAUGCGCCGGGUGUAGAUACCAUCUGGGGUGCAGGAGCUGGUUUGCCAUGUGGGUCACGAAACCCAAUCUAUGAACUGGCAAUAACAGCAAGUCGUUUGGCACUAUCUGCGCCGGGGAUCUCAACUCUUGCCGGAGUUGAAACAAACAGAGAGAUUUGCAAGAUUUGCAAGAAAAAAAAGAUUUCUUUUGUUGGGGUUGCUAUUUGGGAGCUGUUUUGAAGUUCAGAGAAAUGUCACCGAGACGGCCUUUGCGUUUUACGAUCGAAUCUUGCAAGAACAAAGGGGCGGUGCUCCGGCCCCUACCUGGCCUCUGUGCACACCUUGGCUCGAUGCAGCCCUAUAAAUCCCCAGCUUGCAGCAUCAGGUGCAUAUUAAUGCCAGACCUUUGCUGGCGAAGGCACGACUCAAACACAGUCUUAAUGCUGGGCAAAGCUCUUCCCGGACCCAUGAAGGAGCAAUAAGGAAACUGAGUCCCCAUCAUUUCUCCGGUUACAGUUAAAUAGGCAGUUUUCGAAGAAUAGCCUGCGGCCAAGAAUUACAAGUUGCGGUCAGAAUAAUAUGCGAACAGAUCAUGAAGAGCUCUGUGGCAGCAGUUAUGGAUCGUUCUGUCUAAACGGUGGGAUUUGUUACAUGAUACCAACGGUUUCCAGUCCUUUUUGCAGGUGUGUUGAAAACUACACAGGAGCUCGGUGUGGGGAAAUUUUGCUUGCAAGUAUCAAGGGCCAUUCGAGAGGAGAACUGUUUGCCGCUGUUUUGGCUUCGGUGGUCGUUCUGAGCGUCUUGGUGGCUGGAGCCUUCUUCUUUCUUUACAGGAAGGGACAGAUCUCACGGACCAGUUCAGCAGAACGUGGCGAAAGCCUUAUCGAAGGCGACAACAACGUUCUUCCCAACAAAAUCACCGAAUAAAGAGAUAAAAAGUAGGAAAGUUUGAAAUAAAAGCGGAAAUGGUCCAACGCCAACAACCGGAGCAGCCGUAGCAAAGCUAAAACUGAGUCGGGGACUAUGGAAUACAGAACACUAUUCCAAGAUACUGUGAAAGAAGACAAUAUUGCUAAUAUUUCGCAGGACGCAGAGUUUGAGCAUAGCUGUGCAUUGAUCAUGAUCUCGCCGUUGCCAGACAGAGAAUGCCAGAGGUACGUGAAGCUGCCAAGAGAUGGAUUAGAACCAGCUUUAUCUUCAAUAAUCGAAACAGAAGAAGUACUGUUGAAUCACGUCAGGACACCAUUGGGGGAUACCGAGAAAGCACUGCAUUCCAUCACUUCCUUUUUAUCAGAGGCAAAAUGUAUAUAUAUUUUAAAAGGUAUGGAAAAUAAAAAGGACGUUGGUUGUGUUGGAUGGAUCACCAUGGGUCAGAGAAGAUGUAGUCAACAAAAUAAUAAAAUUUACCUUUACACACUCUAAAACUUGCAGAAUCGUGAUAUGUAUCAAAGACAUGUUAUACUGCUCCUUUACUUUGAACUAGUUGGAAGGUUUCAGGCAACGAGACUUUUGGGAUACAAUGGUCAAAAUGGAUGUCAGUCAACAGAAUAUAUCUAGAACUGUGUUGAGCCACAAAGAAUGGUGGCUAAUGCCUGCUUUCUCUCAGAGUUACUGCACAAUCCUGGAAAAAGCACAACAGCUAGUAUACUGCACAACAGAAUCUCCCUUGUGAAAAUGAAGUGCGGACUUAGAUUUAUAAUUCAGUCGCGACCUGAGUGAAUCCGAUUACAAGGACAUGAAAUACUGCACUGGAGGCCAUUAUCAGUCACAUUUUCAUCUGCAAGCAUCUUUAUGUGAAAGGUCACUGAAAGGGAUUUAAAGGACUUGAUUCAGAAUCUGCUGCACGAAGGGACCGAAUGACUAUCCUAUGUCCAGACACUAUGCAGUUUCAUUAUUGUGCCAACUUAGGCCUGCAUUUUCAACAUAUGACAUUUAUGGAGUGGAUUGACUUGAGAGGGCUUCCAGCCAUUUUUUUUCCAAACAUAAAAAUCGUUCAUCUUAUAAGGCAAUGCAGAUAGACUUCUCCAGAUUAUUGUAUUUUUGGUGCAGUAGAAAUUAAUCUUCCCCAGCAUUAAAUCUGUAUCAUGUUAGUGUAAAAAUAGUGGAUUUUAAAAGGUGAAAUGCAAUUGCAUAUUAUGAUCACCUAUUGCCGUUGCACCACUUCUUAGGUUGUAAAAGUUUGGCUAAAAUGCUUUAAAAAUCCUUUGUGUGACUUUUCUUUCAUUCCAACACUAAAAGGGGACAGAGGUAGCUUUUGAAGGAGGUCUGGAAAACCAAAAUUGUGUACAAUGUGGCUGUUUCUGCUGAUAGGACCAGAAGGAGACUCCAAUCCAUGAGUGACAAGUUGUUCAUUUGCUGGUCUCAUAUACAGUAGAGUCUCACUUAUCCAAGCUAAACGGGCCGGUAGAAGCUUGGAUAAGCAAAUAUCUUGGAUAAUAAAGCGGGAUUAAGGAAAAACCUAUUAAACAUCAAAUUAGGUUAUGAUUUUACAAAUUAAGCACCAAAGCAUGUUAUACAACAAAUUUGACAGAAAAAGUAGUUCAAUACACAGUAAUGUUAUGUUGCAAUUACUGUAUUUACGAAUUUAGCACCAAAAUAUCAUGAUAUAUUGAAAACAUUGACUACAAAAAUGGCUUGGAUAAUCCAGAAGCUUGGAUAAGUGAGGCUUGGAUAAGUGAGACUUUACUGUAACUCUAAAGUGUUUGUUUAUAUAUAUGUUGUAUUUUUAUUAUGUGAGCCACACCUGUGAGGGUCUGGUUCUAAAAGGCUUAAUAAUGUAAUUAAAAGUUUAAAAAAUAAACAAAAGCUGGGUUGCUGUGAGUUUUUUGAGGCUGUAUGGCCAUGUCCAAGGAGCAUUCUCUCCAACACAUUAAACAAAAGCCAUAUUGUAUAUACAUAUAAUACUGAUAAUAAUAUUAUAAUGGAAUACAAUAUUAUACUACUAAUAAUACAAUAUAAUAUUAUUUAUAUGUUAUAUAUUAAAUGUAAUAUUGCCAUAUAAUGAUAUAGUACAAAAUAGUAAUUUAAUGCUUAUAUUGUGCUUUGCUAAUAAUAUAUUGUAUGUUCAUUUGAUUUGUAAGCCGCUCUGAGUCUCCUACGGGGUGAGAAGAGCGGGAUAUAAAUGUAGUAAAUAAAUAAAUAAAUAUAUAU